CGGAUCCUUGAAGAGAAUAUCAGAUAUUCGAAUCCUGUUUAGGUUUCAACCAGAAAAUUAGGGUUUGUUUGUUUCUCGCCUGUAAACUAUGGAUUUCUGGUUAAGUUUGAUUCUCAUUUGAAAAGAUUUUGUUUUUCUCUCAUCCGGUUUGUUGUUUUGUUGUUUUGUUGAUUGUUGUUUAUUGUUUAUCCAUCGUCAUCAUUUAGAUUGAUUUUGUUUCUAUUCGGUUGACCGGAAAUACUAAAUCAGUCAAUAUCUUUUUGGUUGUUUGAUUUUCUUAGUUAAAAUUAUGAUCGAGAUAAAUGCCAAAUUAUUCCGAGGUUCUGUUUAUUUCAACAAUGAACAACUCAAAUGUCGUAUAAGUUACAAGAAUGUUGGUGAUGAGGUUGAACGUUUAGCCUGGUCUGGUGUUCAAAUUUAUUGUCAUUCAGCUUUAGAUGAAACUAAAGUGGCCACAAAUUCAAAAGGAAAUGAAAUCUCAGAGGAAGAAGCAGCUUUAUCUUCAAAGGAGACAUCAUUUCAUCCUUGUAAAGGUGAAAAGGGAAGACUUGUUUUCUCAACUAAACCAAAAAUAUUAUUAUGUGAUUUAACCCUCCAUCCAAACGAGAUUAAAACCUUCCUGUAUGAAGAAACGAUACCCACCGACUGUCCACCCUCUUACUAUGGUUCAUGGGUCAAGUAUAUGUACAAGUUGUCCAUUGGUACCCAACGUGUAAACAGUGUUAUCCAAUUACUACGAAUGCCUCUUCGUGUUAUCUCAAUUGUUUCCGAUGUUUUUAAAAUGCCCAAUGGUCACCAUAAUAAUCACCAUCCAGUUAAAGAUGAUGAAACUGAUCAUCAAGAAGACCAUCUAACCAAAUCUUCCUCUUCCAGUAACAACUAUGGUGACUAUGAUUGUAAAGAAAGUACCUUAGAUCUUAUGUUACAUAAAUUGGACUGUUUAACUGGUAAAAGGUCACCCAGUAGUUAUAUGAUCACUAAUCAAACAGGUCGAAUCGCAAGGUUUUGCCUUCUUAAGAAUACAUUUAAAUUGGGUGAAGAUAUUGUUGGUCUUUUCGAUUUUACCGAUUCAACUGUUCCUUGUGUUCAGUUCUCUGUUACUCUACAAAGUGAGGAAACCUUGAAGGAAGAAUUUCGUCUUCGCUCUGGUAAAUCAACGCACAUUUCGAGUCACAGUAAAUAUCAUGAAUUUUGUCUUCACAUGAACAAUUCGCAAAUGAUUCUUCCAAUUCCUUUAACGGUAACACCAGCAUUCGAGACAAAUCUAAUGACUUUGACCUGGAAAUUACAUGUUGAAUUUGUGAGCACCAAACCAGAAGAUAUUGAUACUAAUAAAAUAAUCGACAAUUAUGGAAUAAUGGAACAAGGUCCCGCCGAAAUGAAAGUUCAAACUAUGGUCUGGGAUUUGCCGAUUCAAAUUCUGCCAACUCAUCCACUUCAAAUUGGAAGAGGUUUAUCAAUGCCUGCAACGAUGUCAAUCACUGUUUAAUUAACCAUCAUUCCAAGAUCAUCAUCAUCAUCACAAUCAUCGCCAUCAUAUUCACAAUCAACAAAAUGUUUACAUUUAUGUUAAAAAUUUUAAUUUCAACAAAUUUACUUUUUAUCAUUUAUAAAAAUUGGGUCACACAUUCACACUGAAGAAAAAGUCAAUCAAGCUUAGUCUAAAUCUGAUCAACUUUUCCUAUAUAAUAUAAUCAACUAAACAAAUAUAUCAAAAAUAAUAGAUGAACAAUUUAUAUUAUGUAAAAAGAGAUGAAAAUAAAGAAUAAAAAUCUUAUUAAAACUAAA
This is a messenger RNA of Panonychus citri (citrus red mite), 1788 nucleotides long. RefSeq names its product RAB6A-GEF complex partner protein 2-like. Gene Ontology annotation, biological process: retrograde transport, endosome to Golgi. The transcript is spliced from 4 exons. Gene Ontology annotation, cellular component: Ric1-Rgp1 guanyl-nucleotide exchange factor complex; Golgi membrane. The record is from RefSeq and is a predicted model, not a curated record. Bases 290 to 1489 code for a protein of 399 amino acids. NCBI's taxonomy places the organism in Eukaryota, Metazoa, Arthropoda, Arachnida, Trombidiformes, Tetranychidae.